GGUGCCAUGGUGUCGAUUGAGGCUUGGUUCAUGGACGACUCUGACGAAGAGCAGAGGAUGCCACAUAAACGAAACCCAAACGAACCUGUAUCUCUGGAGGAGUUAGAAAAGCUUGGAGUUUUCUAUUGGAAGUUAGAUGCAGAUAUUUAUGAGACAGAUCCUGUGCUGGAAAAAAUCCGUAAGGACAGGGGCUACUCUUAUUCCGACAUAAUCACGAUUCACAAGGAUACCCUACCCAACUACGAGGACAAGCUGAAGAUGUUCUUUGAGGAGCAUCUCCACCUAGAUGAUGAGAUCCGCUACAUCCUGGAUGGCAGGGCCUACUUUGACGUGAGGGACCGAGAGGACCGCUGGAUCCGCAUCUCCAUGAGCAAGGGAGACCUGAUCACUCUACCUGCAGGCAUCUACCACAGAUUCACUCUGACUGAGACCAAUUACACUAAAGCCAUGAGACUGUUUGUGGGAGAGCCUGUGUGGAAAGCCUACAAUCGUCCAGCAGAUGAGUUUGAAAUUCGGCAGAAGUAUAUCGAGGGUCUGUCAGGUGGUAUUGAAUAGAUGUGCAUGUUUGUAUAAUUAUAGAAUGUAUAUUGUCAAACUAUGAACAAUUUAACAGAUGCACUGGGUUAUGAAUUUGACUUGGAUUAUCGAAAGACGACACUAAAGGCUUUUGUUCUACAAUCAGGUGUCUUAACCUGUGCAGUGGGUUCUACAAACAUCACAGUAUUUUACUAUAAUCAUUUUCAGUAGUCUAACUACCCUUUGUCCUUCAUUGUCAUAAUAAAAAGUAUGCAUGUCUU
Messenger RNA from Esox lucius (northern pike), 797 nucleotides. It is a transcript of the gene adi1, whose product is annotated as acireductone dioxygenase 1. Gene Ontology annotation, molecular function: acireductone dioxygenase [iron(II)-requiring] activity. NCBI's taxonomy places the organism in Eukaryota, Metazoa, Chordata, Actinopteri, Esociformes, Esocidae. The record is from RefSeq and is marked provisional.